AUGUUUCAAAUCAACCGUGAGCUGGCAGCUUUGGGAAUCGAAUGGAACCCCAGGCGAAUUUACUACCUCGAGACUUGGAGAUAUCCUGAGGUUGAAUCACCUACCCGUUGGAAUAUUCGAGAUGGUCUUCUAGAGGACUUUCAAGUCGAGGAAUGGCUAAAUCAGCGCGGGGAGUUCUCACCUCCAGUCCCGCCGGCCGAGGUUGGAAAUGGAUCUCACGGAGGGAUUCGUUUAUUAGCAUGCAACUACCAUCUAUUUCCAAAGAUCAGCGUAGGCAUGUCCCCUGAGACUUUCGGCCUGGCUCCGCAAAAGUAUGAGAUUGGUAAUUACAUGCUGUCGCUAACGUACGAUAUGAGUUCACAUUGGACCACAGCUCUACUAGCUGGCGAGUCUAUUGUUGACACGGCAAGUACUAUCUUCAAUAGGUCUUCGCUGCCUUUAGCACCAUUGUCGCCCUGUGACGUUGUUCGCGAGUAUCUUAUGUCAUCGCCAACGCUGUGGGAUCAUCCCCUCAUGCUGCCAUGCAUUGUGCUUAGCCAUCACCUCAGGAGAUUGCAACAUCAUUGCAACAGGGACCUAACCCCAAUUGUCAUGGGUAUCGAGGCCCAACUUGGAGUGACACGAGUAGGCCGAAGAAAUUUCGACGCUAGGCCUCGCAGUAUAAACGCGAUAAAAGAUGGGCCAGUCGCGAGAGUUCAAUCUGAACAUCUCACUGUGACUAUCAAUACGCAGCUCACCAGAGUGGGUUUCACUGCGCGUAAUCCAAAAUGGAACUAUGAGGCGUCGGCGUUGCUUGAGAAGAUCGUGACCGAGUUAGCAGCCUACACACCAGCACUAAGACCAGAAGCGAAUGAGGAAAUUCUGGGUGUACUGGAUCACAACAUCACUUUGGCCAAGUCACUUGAGGACAAUGUUUUGGGGCUUCAGAAACGAUUGGAACUGCAGCUGAAUGUGCUGUAUAGUUUCGUCGCCCAGACGGACAAUCGGCUGAGCGCGCGCCUUGCUGCGACAGCAGGGCGGGAUAGCACUUCAAUGAAGAUACUGGCUUUUAUCACGACGAUAUUCCUUCCUGGUUCUUACGUUGCGUCGCUAUUCUCGAUGAACAUGUUCAAUUGGGAAGACGGAGCAUCCGGUUCUGAGGGCCCAGGCUCGGGUGGUUCUACCAUUUCACCCCAGUUCUGGAUUUAUUGGACAGUUGCAGCCCCUCUCACUGCCCUGACGCUGGCGGGAUGGGCGCUAUGGUGGAGUUUCGAAAAACAUCGGUAUGAUGAGCAUUUGGAAGGCAACAGACAAGAUACCCGAGUGAAGAUCCCACCUUGGUGGCGAAGAAUACUGGAAACCCGCCACACUCUUAACCCCGGGCUGGCAGGUCCGUUAGGGGUGGCAGGUGGCACCCGUUCCUGA
Aspergillus nidulans FGSC A4 is the source of this 1404-nucleotide messenger RNA. RefSeq lists its product as uncharacterized. NCBI's taxonomy places the organism in Eukaryota, Fungi, Ascomycota, Eurotiomycetes, Eurotiales, Aspergillaceae. The coding region runs from base 1 to 1404 and encodes 467 amino acids. The transcript is spliced from 5 exons. The record is from RefSeq and is a predicted model, not a curated record.